Acanthopagrus latus (yellowfin seabream) is the source of this 3364-nucleotide messenger RNA. It is a transcript of the gene pkd2l1, whose product is annotated as polycystic kidney disease 2-like 1. Gene Ontology annotation, cellular component: membrane. Gene Ontology annotation, molecular function: sodium channel activity; calcium ion binding; calcium-activated potassium channel activity. Lineage: Eukaryota; Metazoa; Chordata; Actinopteri; Spariformes; Sparidae. The coding region runs from base 151 to 2574 and encodes 807 amino acids. The record is from RefSeq and is a predicted model, not a curated record. The transcript is spliced from 15 exons. Gene Ontology annotation, biological process: detection of mechanical stimulus; potassium ion transmembrane transport.
AGCAGAGGACCAGCAGCUCCUCCCUCAACAAAGCUGAUGUCAUCCACUCUUUAUAAUCACCUCUCCGGCAGGUGUUCAAAAGCUGCCGACACUGCUCUGCUUCGCUCUCUUCUGAUCUAAACACCAGCAGGUCACACGGACAAACACAACAUGAAGUGCCUGAACAACCGGGCCGACAGCCACCUGACCGGGCAGGUCGAGUGCGAGCUGGACAGCAGGGGCAGCGGCGCCUGGGUCAACCAGGGCUUCUGUAGCUCCCCUCCGCCUCUGCCCAGAGCUGUCAGCACCAUCUACAACCCACAGCCCCUCUACCAGGGCUCCAUGGACAGCAUGUACAAACCGGACACACUUGGCCCAUUCCCAGAGGAACCACCCUCCGCUGACCAAAGCCUGGUGAAGAAACAAAGAAGCUGCUGCUGGUUUAUCAAAGGCUUGUGGGGCACAACACUGACUGAAAACACCUCAAACAACAGAGAACUGUUUGUCCGAACCACACUACGGGAGUUACUGGUCUAUCUGGUGUUCCUGGUGGAUAUAUGCCUCUUGACAUACGGUAUGACCAGCUCGAGCACCUACUACUACACUAAAGCCAUGACGGACCUGUUUGUGAAUACAGCCAGUGAAAGUGGGGUUAAGUUUCAGUCCAUCAGCACCAUGGCCGACUUCUGGACUUAUGCCCAGGGCCCUUUACUGGACGGCCUCUACUGGACUAAAUGGUACAAUGACCAGUCCAUGGACAAUGGAGACAGGUCCUUCAUCUACUAUGAGAACAUGCUGCUGGGAGUUCCCAGAAUGAGGCAGAUCAAGAUCCUGAACAACUCCUGCAAGGUGCACAAUGAUUUUGAAGAUGAGAUCACAGGAUGUUUUGAUGUUUACAAUGACAAGAAGGAAGAUGACCUCAGCUUCGGCCUCAUCAAUGGCAGCGCCUGGACCUACCACACAGAGAAAGAAAUCAAAGGUUCCUCUCACUGGGGCUUGCUAACCACCUACAGUGGAUCGGGAUACUACCAAGACCUGAGUCGGACCAAAGAGGAGAGUGCCAUCAAACUGAAGGAACUGGUGGACAACCUGUGGCUUGACCGAGGAACCAGAGUGGUCUUCAUUGACUUCUCCACGUACAACGCAAACAUCAACAUGUUCUGCGUCAUCAGGUUGGUGGUUGAAUUCCCAGCGACCGGUGGAGCGAUCAGUUCCUACCAGAUAAGAACAGUCAGGCUGAUUCGCUACAUCACCACCUGGGAUUACUUCAUCCUCGGCUGUGAGAUGGUCUUCUGUUUAUUCAUCCUCUAUUAUAUUGUGGAGGAGAUUCUUGAGCUGCGUAUACACAAGUUCUCCUAUUUCAAAAGCAUCUGGAACAUCCUGGACAUCAUUGUCAUAAUGCUCGCCAUUGUUGCCAUUGUAUUCAAUAUUUUCCGAACGGUCAAAGUGGACAAGUUGCUUGGCAAACUGCUGGAGCAUCCACAAAUCUAUGCUGAUUUUGAAUUUCUGGCCUUCUGGCAAACACAGUACAACAACAUGAAUGCCGUGAAUUUGUUCUUUGCGUGGAUCAAGGUUUUCAAGUACAUCAGUUUUAACAAAACCAUGACACAGCUGUCCUCCACACUUGGUCGAUGUGCAAAAGAUAUUCUGGGCUUCGCCAUCAUGUUCUUCAUUGUGUUUUUCGCCUACGCCCAACUUGGAUAUUUGCUCUUUGGAACAGAGGUCGAAUCUUUCAGCACCUUCGUCAAGUGCAUUUUCACACAGUUCAGGAUUAUUCUUGGAGACUUUGAUUACGACGCCAUCGACCGAGCUAACAGAGUUCUUGGGCCAAUCUACUUUGUCACCUAUGUGUUCUUCGUUUUCUUCGUUCUACUGAACAUGUUUCUGGCCAUCAUAAAUGACACAUAUUCUGAGGUAAAGGAGGAACUCUCAUCCCAAAAAGACGAGCUACAGUUUACUGACAUCAUCAAACAGAGCUACAUGAAGACAUUUACAAAGCUGAAACUUAAGAAGGAGAAAAUAUCAGAUGUUCAGAAAGCACUACGAUCUGGAUCUGGAGAAAUUGAAUUCAGGGACUUCAGAGAAACUCUGAAAGAGAUGGGACACGCUGAUCAUGAAAUUUCUGCAGCCUUCUCACGGUUUGACCGGGAUGGCAACCAAAUUCUAGACGAAGACGAGCAAGAGAGGAUGAAAAUCGAGCUGGAGGAAAAGAGGGAUGCUCUCAGCGCUGAACUCAACAAUCUUGGAAUGAAUUAUGAGAAGGAAUUACUGGAGAAGCCUCCAACAUCCAAUGAGCAGAAGAACCAAUCCAGUCACAACUUUGUGGAUCGGGACCAGUUUCUUAGACUGACAAAACAAGUUGUCCAGCUUGAGAGCUCUGUGGACGGAAUCACAUCCAGGAUUGACUUGAUUAUGGAGAAGCUGGGAUUACAACAGAGAGCUAAAAGGAACCAAACGGCAGGAAAACAGACUGUGACCAAUGAUGAUAGUGAUGAAACCGCCACAGAUGGCAGCAUCCUGGUUCUUGUGGACAGAGGGCUGACGUCCAGGAGGUCAACGGCUCGUUCCAACUCUACACUCGACUCUCCGAUGUGAUCAACCUCAAGAAACAGACUCGGGUUAUAUGGCAGUCAGCUGACACAUGGGGAACAACAGGUCAUACGUCAUCAAUAUCAUUUUCUUUACAACAUUCAAAUGUUGUAAGAAUUUCUUCAGGUUAAGGUCACAAUUAGGACGGUCAGAUCAACAAUACUGAGAGAAUAUUUAAAGCUUUCCUUCAGCUGCUUUAAAGUACUCAUGUAAUGGAGAUAUGUAAAUACUGUACAAAUCUGUUUUUGAAAUUCUUUGCUUACUAGGUGAGUGCACUAGAGCGAAUAUAAUAAACUGGUUAAAGUUUAAGCUCAGAUACAAAGUAUGUUUUAGAUGAUACCUGAAUUCAAAUCUACUCAUUAUUAAUGUUGUUCAGUAUAAAUUUAUUUCAACAGUAGGUUAGAAAAAUAAAGUUACACAUUAUAACCCAAUAUCAGCCAGUAUAUACACCACCUAAGAUCUGACUGAGUGAGUUCUUGCUUUGCUUUUGUCAUUGAAUGUUCUAUUGCAGUUGAUCAAAAGCUAUCAGCAUCCUGACCUGUUUAUAGUUUAGUGACAUGAAAAAUAAUAAAUGUUUUUGUUUUGGAUGUUUGUGCGUAAUACAUCUUUGUCCACCUCCCAAGCUGUGAAAACACAUGUAGUAACAAAGCAAAUGACAUCUACUGCUCUUUAUUAUUAAAAACAUCACAUAAAAUAAUCAGAUCUGGGACAAAUAGGAUGUUUUUUUAAACACUUCCCAUCGUUACUGCAAACAAAAAGGGUGAAAAAGCUUUUGAGCAAAAAAAAACAUGCUGUC